CCAAACAGUCGUCGUUUUGUGUCUCUGCCGGUUAUAAUCUUAGUAUCUGGCGGUUAUUGUCUCAGUUCCGAUUUCCGACCCGGUCUCCCAUAUAUAAAGAUAUAUCGGACUACCCAACCACAUUCAGUCGCGUGCCACUAUUGGAGACAGUGAAAGAAUCCUCGAAUCCUUCAGCAAGUGCAAAGAAAUUUAUUUAAACUAACAAGAUGAGCCAUCACUGGGGUUACACCGAAGAGAAUGGACCUGCUCACUGGGCUAAAGACUAUCCCCAGGCAUCGGGACAUCGUCAAUCGCCGGUAAAUAUCACGCCCUCUUCGGCCAAGAAGGGCAGUGACCUAAAGGUGGCACCUCUAAAAUGGAAGUAUGUGCCCGAGCAUACCAAGAGCUUGGUAAAUCCAGGUUAUUGCUGGCGCGUGGAUGUUAAUGGAGCCGAAUCGGAGCUGACUGGUGGCCCAUUGGGAGAUCAGAUCUUUAAGCUGGAACAAUUCCAUUGCCAUUGGGGAUGCACAGACUCCAAGGGUUCCGAACACACGGUCGAUGGCGUUUCCUAUGCAGGAGAAUUGCAUCUUGUGCACUGGAAUACCACUAAAUACAAGUCCUUUGGCGAGGCUGCUGCAGCUCCCGAUGGCUUGGCCGUAUUGGGUGUUUUCCUAGAAGCUGGCGAUCACAAUGCUGAACUUGAUAAGGUCAGCAGCUUGUUGCAAUUCGUGUUGCACAAGGGAGAUCGUGUCACCCUGCCUCAGGGCUGUGAUCCCGGCAAAUUGUUGCCCGAUGUUCACACCUACUGGACAUACGAGGGCUCCCUGACCACACCACCAUGCUCGGAAUGUGUCAUUUGGAUUGUGUUCAAGACUCCCAUUCAGGUAUCCGAUGAUCAAUUGAAUGCCAUGCGUAAUCUCAAUGCCUACGAUGUGAAAGAGGAGUGUCCCUGCAAUGAGUUCAAUGGCAAGGUUAUCAACAAUUUCCGCCCACCAUUGCCAUUGGGCAAGCGCGAAUUGCGCGAGAUUGGUGGCCAUUGAUUGUUGGAGCAUACAAAUCAAUAUUGGACUUGAGUCAUAUUAUAUCAUUAAAUUUAUUCUCACCAUUUGCACCGUGUAGGAAUGGCGCAGAGGAUCCCAUUGCAUUGUUCAAUUCUCGUCGUUGUUUAGUUUGUAGCACGGCAUACCUCUAUAUGAUUGUAUUCUAUGUCUACUAUAUCAAUAUGUAGAUCUAUCUAUAUUUGUGUAUGUGAAAGUUUCCUUGUUUGUUCAACAAUAUUGCAAAAUGACAAUUAGUUAUUAAUGUUAUUAUGGUAUUACAAGAUUAAAUAUAUAUUAACUUAAAUGUUGCAUGUAAAAUAAA
This is a messenger RNA of Drosophila willistoni, 1341 nucleotides long. It is a transcript of the gene CAH1, whose product is annotated as carbonic anhydrase. The transcript is spliced from 3 exons. Gene Ontology annotation, cellular component: cytoplasm. Gene Ontology annotation, molecular function: zinc ion binding; carbonate dehydratase activity. Bases 207 to 1019 code for a protein of 270 amino acids. Lineage: Eukaryota; Metazoa; Arthropoda; Insecta; Diptera; Drosophilidae. The record is from RefSeq and is a predicted model, not a curated record.